Molecule: messenger RNA, 1038 nt
Organism: Aegilops tauschii subsp. strangulata
Lineage: Eukaryota; Viridiplantae; Streptophyta; Magnoliopsida; Poales; Poaceae
Source: RefSeq, a predicted model, not a curated record
AUGGGUGACUGUCCUUUCACUGUUCUUAUUGAUGAGUGUCGUGAUAUAUCGGUGAAAGAACAAAUGGUCGUGGUUGUCAGGUAUUUGAGCAAAAAAGGAGAGACCGUUGAAAGAUUUUUAGCUAUUAAGCAUGUCCCAGACACAACAUCUGCCUCUUUGAAGAAGGCUUUGUUGGAGGUUUUUGCUAAACACGGUCUAGUUAUUGCAAGACUACGAGGGCAAGGAUAUGAUGGGGCAUCUAAUAUGAGAGGAGAAUUCAAUGGACUUCAGAAGUUAAUUCGAGAUGAGAACCCAUAUGCUUUCUAUAUCCACUGCUUUGCCCACCAACUGAAUACUUCAUCUUGCAAGAGGAAGGAUAAAUUGCUUGACAAGCAAAAAGAAGAUCUUUUGGAUACGAUUGAGAGAGUCAUAGAAGUUUUGGGUAUUGUUGAGGAUGAUGUGCGUGUUCCAUGUAGGGCAGGAGGUUUGGUUCAUCAAAUGGAGACCUUUAGCUUUGUGUUCAUCCUGAAGAUGAUGCUAAAAAUCCUUCGUAUCAUAAAUGAUUUAUCUCUUCUAUUGCAAAAGAAGGAUCAAAAUGUUGUUCAGGCAAUGUCAUUGGUUACGGAUGUGAGAACACGUUUGGUCAACUGGAGAAAUGAUGGUUGGGAGCCACUCUUGGAAGAUGUCAAAGCGUUUUGCACCAAAAACGACAUUCCAAUACCAAGUAUGGAUGAGAUCUUUACAAAGUGGGGUAAAUCAAGAAAAGGUGGACGAAACAAUGUCACGGCUGAUCAUUUUUUUCGUGUGGACACCUUCUAUGCUGCUAUAGACUCCAUCACCACGGAGUUUGAUCAUCGUUUUAAUGAGGUAUCUUCAGAGCUGCUCCAGAACUUCUCUUGUCUUGACCCAAGAAACUCAUUUUCUAGGUUCAACCUGAAUAAGCUUGCCAGGCUCACAGAGAUUUAUCAUGAUGAUUUCUCUGACUAUGAACGUGAACAUAUAGAAGAGUUACGAAUCUCCCAGGAUUAUGAAGCUCCUGGUGAAUCGGUGGUGUGUUAG